Aspergillus ochraceoroseus IBT 24754 is the source of this 2750-nucleotide messenger RNA. RefSeq lists its product as uncharacterized. The transcript is spliced from 6 exons. The record is from RefSeq and is a predicted model, not a curated record. Lineage: Eukaryota; Fungi; Ascomycota; Eurotiomycetes; Eurotiales; Aspergillaceae. Bases 1 to 2424 code for a protein of 807 amino acids. Gene Ontology annotation, biological process: regulation of DNA-templated transcription. Gene Ontology annotation, molecular function: DNA-binding transcription factor activity, RNA polymerase II-specific; zinc ion binding.
AUGAGACCAAAAUCCACCCGGGUGCGACUGCCCCGUCCGUUGCCUGCGGUGAGCUCCCUGAUCAUUUGGGCUUUCAAGUCAUACUUGCUAAAACACCAGCAACAGUGCGAUUAUUGCCACACGAAAAAGAUUAGAUGCGACCGCGAGAUCGCUUGUGCCAACUGUAUUGCCGCCCAGAGAGAAUGUCAUCGUCAUCGUCGCCGGAAGUUUGGGCACAGAAGGCAGCAGCAGCAGCAGCAGCAGCAGCAGGAACCGCGGGAGACGAUCGUGGCUUCGGAGGAAGAACAUAGGAGCCCUACAAGACCUCUGAUGGAAAGACAUUGGUCGAAGUCAGUGACUGGUCGCCAUGAUGAUUCUAGUGGACAAUUCCAGACCCGGCUCAGUGACACUGGAUCCCCGACUGGGAUAGUAGGAAGCAUGAGCACAACAUCUAGCGCUGAUAUUGAAGCCGUCCCGGACGUUGAAGAUAUACCCUGGCUGAACGAGUCCGGGUCUGAGGUGGUAAAUUUGUCAACAGGCCAUGAUCCGAAUGUCGAACAAGUCCAAACUUCUGAACUGGACAACUCCAUACAGAGUGUUAAUGGCUCCUGCCCAGUUGCUAAUCAAGACCUCGCACCCCGCGAUAAAAUGUUUGCGGACAUGGACCUGCAGAGAUAUCUGGGUCCCAGUAAGGGUAUCAUCGAGUCCACGAUAGAUCUAGGGAAGUCUAAUCUUCUCAUGCUGGCGCUCAACCUAGCAAAACGUAUGCCGGCGUCACAAUGGAAAGGCAAAGAAAAGCGCCCAUGUUCUUUCUCAGCUUUCUAUCAAUCAUCGAUGUAUCCGUCGCCUGAAAUCAUACUUCUCAUCUUAACCUGUACGAGCCCCAACAUAGUCACUGCAUUACUGUUACUUCAACAGCAGAUAUUUGCUUCUGACUCAACCAAAACUCAAGGCAGCUCUUACUAUGUCGGGAUCAAUCUCAAUGGCUCACUGGAAAGUUUUGAGCAAAUGACGCACGCCCUGCUCGAGUGCAAAGUUCACGGGCAAAAAUUGAUCCAGUUCAUCAUUUGCGUGAACUUUACGGCUUACAACUUUUUGACUGCUUUGGAAUCCGAGGAUAUUAGUUCCUAUUUCAAAAGCCUCAUUUGUGGCUCGAAAAAGAAGUAUCAGAAAACCAUCAUUGAGGCAUUGAACCACCUUGAAAUGAAGCCUCGCCCCGACCCGUGCCUUUUACAGUCCUUGCUGUCAGCUGCGAUGACGAUGCAAGAAAUGGGCUAUAUGCAAAGGUGCUGGCAACUCAACACUAUUGCCUGUCGAGUCUGUGCGCUUUUGAGCGGGCCAUCUAACACUGACCUGCAGCAUCAUUUAUCCAAGCAGGAUAUCUUCUACAUGCGGAUAAAUAUGAUGAAAUGCUUUGUUUUCGACAGGGCUCUGUCCGCAAAUGUCAACCAACCGGCGUCAUUGGCUAAUAUAGACCUGGACAUUUCGCUGCUCAAAACGGAACAGCCAGACCAUGCCAUGCUGCUUACUAUGGUUGAGAUAGCCCAGAUUCAAGACUCAAUCAUUCGUGAAACCACAGUUAUGAACCACAGUGGCCAGGCGGAAGAAAUAAAUACAGGAAAAAUCAGAUCACAGGCAUCGCGACUUCGACAGGUCAUGCGCAAGGCUGAGAAGUUUCGCAACUCCGAGGCAGUCUUGCAAGAUCCCUAUCUUCAUUUUGAAUGGACUGGGGUAGAAUUCAUGUAUUUCUCCAUGAUGACGUCUAUCAGCAGACUCGCAUCGAAUGGGGAGCAACAAACGCAUGAAGAAUGUUUGAAACACUCUCGGAGCUGCUUAUCCAUCCUUAAAUCAUUACUGGACCUAGCAUCCCAGCUCCCAGAGCAUGGCGCGAAGUGCUCCUGCUCUCUUGCCUGGUUAAUUCCUCUUUUUACUCUCCGUCCAAUAUUCUUUCUUUUCCGAAACGUGGUGGCAACGUUUGAUGCGCUAGAUCUCAGAUUAAUUCAAGAUGUUGCCGAGCGUUUAAAAGGCAUGUCCAAGACAUUACUUUCGAUUUUGACGAUUGAGAGACUGUGCAAUUCGUUGCUCAACAUUUAUUCCAAUUUUGCCGAAAACUUAAUCUACAGCAGACAUUCUCGUACACAGAUCAUGGAUACACCCAGGGAUAUGGAUAUGGCCUCUUCCGAGCCCUUGGAAUCUCUGGCAGAUACGCUCUCAAACUCCGAUGACUUGGCACCACAGCAUUCAAAUCAAAUAUCAGUCAAUAUUCCUGGGAAUUCUGAGCAAACCACCAUGCUACAUGGGCUUAACAACUAUUCUUUAAUGGAGGAACAAAUGGUGAAUGUCGAUACAUUUGCUGAAUUCACAGAUGGGGCCACAGCUCUAGGGUUGGGAAUAGAUCCCUCCCUAUGUGUGGAACUGGAGAUUCCAGACUGGCUAUGUAUAUGAAUAUGACUUAAUAAGGAUCAAUGCUGGAUACCAAAUAUCGUUGAUUGUCCAUUUUCAUCAUUCACACUCCUUUCUUGCUGUGCUCAGUUUGUGGACUGGGAUCUUCAACGCGACACCCCCGUACAAAGGUCAGGAAAUUGAUUCCUCGCCUUCAGGCUCAACUUACGAGCAACCAAGUAUUUCUGGGUGAUUAGUUGUCAUCAAGAGUGCGUGUUUAUGCUUUUGAGCAUCACCUUUGCCUCAGGGUCCGGAUCAACCUGUCGAAGAUGGUUCAUUAAUACCUUCUCUGUAAGAAUGAAAAAAAAAAAAAAAAAAAAAAAAAAAAA